Messenger RNA from Prorocentrum cordatum, 1264 nucleotides. Lineage: Eukaryota; Dinophyceae; Prorocentrales; Prorocentraceae. The record is from the annotation of a GenBank genome assembly.
CCUGGAGUCAUAUGGCCACGGGGCGCUCGGAAGGGUCUUGUGCCCUCUCGCGUGUCCUGUCCAACCAAGUCCGACUGUACAGUCCAGGACUUUGGUCGCGAUUUUUCGCGAUGCUGCGCUCUUCUCUCUGCCGCGGAUCUCAGAAGUCUCGGCGGCACCGCGCGUGCCCCGGCCCUACGACUUUCGGGCGGUGGAGGCAUCGGGGAUCGAGGCCUCCGCGCCGCUCCCUGGCCGGCGCCGGGCGGAGGGUGGAGAGGAGGAAUGGUAUGGCAUGGACGGCUACGGAGACAUGUCAAAAUGGUACGGCAUGAACGGCGAGGUCGGCGAGAAUGGUUGGGGACGCGAGGACGGCGAACUAGGGCCAUACCAGAGCGCGCACUACGGCCAGCACAACCAGGCCGCCGACCCGUUCAACGCGGGGUUCUCGCAGGAUGCAGCUUACGGCCACCUCGGGAGAGCCAGCACUACUACGGCUGACAGCCAGGAGCGGCCCGCGAAGCCGCGGGCCCGAGCCCCCGUUGAGAUCCCCCAGCAUGAACUCUCGGCUCCUCGGCGCCGGCUUUUUCAAGCCGGAUCGAUUUGUGAGGGCCCCCUUUGGGGCCCGCAGCGGGGCGGAAGCGCUCGCCGUCACAUUUUUAUUGCGCCCGAAUGCCACGGGGGCACGAGCACCAGAGCUCCCCUCUCCGGUAAGGUUGUCCAGCAGCGCCCCGUCCGGGCGCCGCCCGCCCCCGCCUCUGCCUUUUUUUCGUCGUCCCGGGCGCGCGCGCCGCGAGAGCUCACAAAGGUGGGCAGUGUGCGCGUUCCUCCAGACAGGCAAGUUUUAAGCUGGCUCGCAGCAUCUGUGCGCGCGCCGGAUGUGGCCGUAUUUUCCCUCGGGAGCAGCUCGGGCGCGGAGGAGUCGGGGCGAGCAGACUAGAGAAUUGUUUUACGCAGCCGCACGGAAUUGAUCACCGCCCUGGUCUUUUCACGACCUUUAUGGGCACAUAGAUCGUUGCCUGAACCGCCCUGCUUCUGGACAGCGGCCCCCGCAGGACCGAGCCGAGAGAGGCCUUCGGGUGGGUGCCACCUCUCGGGCGGCAGAAAUGGGCUGCGCUGCGGCCGCCGCCGCUGCAGGGCCAGAGAACCCCAAUGGGCACCGAGCUUCCCCGGGCGUCCGGGCAGAGCCGUGCCGCGGGCGUCCUCCGAGAGUCCAUGCCCGUCCUGCUCGCUGGUGCUUCGGGGAUCGACGUGCGAUCCUUGACGGUCUCUUCCCCCUUCUUUCCCC